AGCGCCGCCUUUCACGUUCACUUUGUGGUUGCUCGUAGUUAGUUGCGGCCGGUAUGUCUGGACGUGGCAAGCAGGGAGGCAAAGCCCGCGCUAAAGCCAAGACCCGCUCUUCUAGGGCAGGUCUCCAGUUCCCCGUGGGCCGAGUGCACCGCCUGCUCCGCAAAGGCAACUAUGCCGAGCGGGUCGGGGCCGGCGCGCCGGUGUAUCUGGCAGCGGUGCUGGAGUACCUGACCGCCGAGAUCCUGGAACUGGCGGGCAACGCGGCCCGCGACAACAAGAAGACCCGCAUCAUCCCGCGUCACCUCCAACUGGCCAUCCGCAACGACGAGGAGCUCAACAAGCUGCUGGGCAAAGUCACCAUCGCACAGGGCGGUGUCCUGCCCAACAUUCAGGCAGUGCUGCUGCCCAAAAAGACUGAGAGCCACCACAAGGCGAAGGGCAAGUAACUAUCUGGACUAGUUUGUGGCAACUCAAGUAAAAUCGAGUCCAAACCAACGGCUCUUUUCAGGGCCACCCACGUCUUCUCUAAAAGAACUUAACAUUUAUUCCAUGUGAAAGGAAGUGAGACAUGGACAAGACUAGUCAUAAAUUACCCAUCUUUUUGAAAACAGUGUAGCGAACACCGCAGGUUUAAAAGAAAAACUAGAGGGAAGGUGGUCCAGAUUCUACCACGCUUAAAAGUUAAGAUGUGGACAAAUCUGUUAGGCCAUUACUUAAUUUUAAACUUAAUCAGUGUGUGUCCACAGCACCAGUGGCUUCGUGAGUUCCUGAAGCACUUUGGCCCGAAAGAGUUAUCGCCCGGGCUAGAAUUUAGCAGACAGCUGUUCAACGCGGGCCAGGGCGGCAUGAAGAAGUCCCGCCGCUACGUGCCCGGCACAGUGGCCCUGCGCGACGUUCGGCGCUACCAGAACUCCGAGCUGCUGAUCAGCAAGCUCCCGCUCCUGCGAGAGCUCGGCGGUGACGCCGCUGCACGAGAGCGAGGCUGCAGAACUUUGUGACACAAU
Messenger RNA from Gorilla gorilla gorilla (western lowland gorilla), 1004 nucleotides. RefSeq names its product H2A clustered histone 11 (gene H2AC11). Gene Ontology annotation, cellular component: nucleosome. Gene Ontology annotation, molecular function: structural constituent of chromatin; DNA binding; protein heterodimerization activity. The record is from RefSeq and is a predicted model, not a curated record. The transcript has a single exon. Bases 54 to 446 code for a protein of 130 amino acids. NCBI's taxonomy places the organism in Eukaryota, Metazoa, Chordata, Mammalia, Primates, Hominidae.